AUGGACAGCGCCGGGGUCGUGCGCCGAGCCCCCUCUUCUUCCGCCGCGCGCUCGCAUUCCCCUCCCCGCACGUCCGCUGCUCUCCCACGCUUCUCCCUGCGCCGCCUCCCCUUCCACCCGCGCGCCCGCCCCUUGCGCCAUGGAACCGGCGUAUGCACCAGCAUCGGCGCGUUCUGCUGCCUCCUCUCUCUCCUUGCCCUCCUCCUCCUCCUCAUCAUCCUCCGCUCCACCCUUCGCCUGGCCUCCGUCGCACCCUCCGCAGCCAGCGAUACGACUCAAGGCGAUGCACAUUCGUCUUUUCUCGACGGACUCGACGACUGCCAAGACGAAUUCCGUCAACUGUUUGACGAGUUCCGUUUGCGCGAAGGAACGGACGGAAUUGACUGCAGCGCGCUGCUCGACUCCGUCGCGGCGGACGACGGCGUAACUCGAGGCGGCGCGCCCCGCGCCACUCGCGCGGCAGGCACGGCAGCAGGGGAGACGAGGUCACACUACGAGAGAGCAGCGGGCGAGGAGGAAGAAGAGGAGGAGAAGCCAAGCGUGUCUGCUGCUACUGCUGCUGCUGGUAGCGAGGGCGAGGAGAGGGGUUCAGGUUCAGGUUCAUUUUCAGGUUCAAACCUCACUGCGGCGUCCCUGCCUCCCCUGAGCGUGUUCGUGGAAAGCUCCUUCUUCCACCCCAUGGCCUUCGCUGGUGACUCGAGCAGAAGCAGUGAGGGCGACAGCAGCAUACAGGCCGAGAGCACCGACAGCAGCAGCAGCAGCAGCAGCAGCAGCAGCAGCAGCAGCAGCAGCAGCAGCAGCAGCAGCAGCAGCAGCAGCAGCAGCAGCAGCAGCAGCAGCAGCAGCAGCAGCAGCAGCAGCAGCAGCUUGGGAGGUGGCAACCAGGCAUGGGGCCUGUGCAUUGCCAUCGCUCCCACCCACUGCUCCUGCUCCCUUCCCUCCCGCCCUCCCAUUCCCCCGCCCUCCCCCCAACCCGUGCACCCCUUCCCCCUCCCCGCCCUGCGCCAUCUUCUCCCCACCCAUGCCACUGCGCCCACUGCAGCUGGCAGCAGCAGCAGAAGCGAGCAGCACAGUGAGUCUUCUCCCACAGAUCCCACCACCGCUUCAAACCCAUCUGCUCUCCUUUCACCUGCCCUGGACCUGCUGCUCUCCCUGGAUCGCCACCGAGCCAAGGGGCUGCUGCUGGAACGCUCCAUGCGCGCCGUGGCUUACAGCCCCGGCUGCCGAGCCUCGAUGCCAGCCUCGGAAAGGAGGGACGAGUGGAGACAGCAGAGUAGUGGGGAGGAGAGAGCAGGCGAGGGGGAUGGGGCGGCAGAAGAGGGGUGGGAUAUCGGAAGGAAUGAAGCUGCAAAGACGGAUGAGGGAGGGGGAGAGGGAGAGGAGGAUGGAGGAGAUGGUGGUGAGGGUGGAGAUGGUGAGGGUGAUGAGGAGGAUGGGUACAGGCGGGUUCUGACGGAGCUAUCAGCUGAUUUUGAGGUGGAUCUGGUGCAGGCGCCACCUGCCCUCUGCUCACUCGCUCGCGCCCUGCCAGCAGCAGCCAGGCAGCGGCUGCUUGGGGCCUACUCACCACGGUUUUUCCCUCCCCACCGCACUGCACACCUCUGGACGGCUCUCAGUGCCGCCUCUGCCUCGGGGCAGCAAGAUGGGGCGAGGAAACAGGGGGAGUCGCAGCAGCAGCAACGGCGGCAAGGGUUGGAGGAGCAGCAGGGGGUGAAGGAGCAACAAGUGCAAGGAUUGAAGGAGCAGAGGUGUGUGGAGAGAGUGAGAGCGGCGUGCAUGCGGCAAUGGUGGCAGCGGGAGGUGCAACGGACAGUGCAGUUCGUGCAUGCUGUGCGGCAGUGCGCCGCCUCCUCCCCCCGCCACGUGCUCUUCCUGCACGCACCCCACCAGCGCACUCGGAACACAGGGACGGCAGCCAGAAGAGGAGGGGCGGAAGGGGGGGGAGGAGGAGGAGGAGGAGGAGGAGUAGGGGGGGAAGGGGGAGUGCGGGUGAGAGAGCGGUAUGACUUGGCGAUGGAACGGUUUGUGGUACGGGCGCUGAAGGGGAGGGACUGGGGUGUGGUGUCCCUCGCAGGCCAACGACCGGCACCACCACCCACAGCGCCAGACGCACAAGCAGGGCACGCAGUCCAAACAGGGGGCACAAUAGACGCCGGGGGCACAGAGGAGGAGGGCACAGCCCAAGCAGGGGCCACAAUGGACGCACGGGGCAGAGAGGCGGGGGAGACAGAACAAGCAGGAGGGGCGUCUCACGAGGGCGGGUCAGCAUCAGUGCUGCGGGGUGUGAGGGGCGUGCAGGCGCUGCUGCUGCGGGGCGAGGCGAGCCACCUGCUGCCACUGCUGGCCCACGUGGAGCAGCGCUUCCUGGAAGGCCCUCUUGAAGACCUCCUUAUAAGCUUCUUCAGUAAAAGUAAUAAGUCCGUGCACGUGCAUAAACCUCCGCUGUUCUGGCGAGAGGUGGGAGGAGGAGACGGGGGCGAAGGGAGGGAGGGGGCAGGGGAGGAGGAGGGUGGGGCUUUGGGGAAGAAGAGGGUUGGGGUGGAGGAGGAGGGGAAUAUGAUAAAUAGAAUGGAUGGGGCUAGUUUUGAGUCGACUCAAAACUGGGUGCAGGAGGGAUGGGUUGUGGAGGACCCAUUUCUUAACGAAGUCAAGGAACCCAUUCGUACCGCAUUGAACCCACCAGCAGCACCCGUGGGGCUGUCUUUAUCGCGGAGCAUGCUGGUGAGUGUCCACGGGAGGGAGGUGGUGCCGGCAGGUGCUGCUGGGAGUGUGGCGAUGAGUGGCAGGGUAGAGGGGGGAGGUGGCAGGGGGGAGGGGGAUGGUGGCAGCAGGGGAGAGAGGAGAGGGCCGAGUGGAACAGAAGACCACGACGCAGCAGCAGCAGGAGGGGCAGCAGCAGGGGGUAUCGGCAGUGGGAGCGGUGUGACGCGAGCAGCAGUGGUGCUGUCGCCCGGCUCGUUUGCGUGUUGGGUGAGAAGCGGAGGUGAGACAGCAAGGGGUGAUGAGAGGCAGAUGCAAGGGGGCGAGGCGGAGGCGCAAGGGAAGGGCGGGGCUGGUGGGUUGAGAGGAGGCAAUGCUGGUCGUGGUGAGAAUGACUAUAGUGCUGCUGCUGCUGCUGGUAAUGACUAUGAUGAUGCUUCAAGUCCAUCGCCUUCUGGUGUGGCUGCAGGUGCAGCAGAGGCACCAGCGGCUGUGACAGCAAAGGGUGUGACGAUAGAGGGGGUGAUUCGAGGCGAGGUUGUGCUUGAGAGCCCGCUGACGGAGCAGGGGGCAGCGGCAUGGACCAUGGUGGCUCCGCGUGCCGUGGAGGACAAAGGGGGGCACCAGGAAGGGCCCCAGGAGGGGCAGAAGCGGGGACAGCAGGGGGAGCACGAGGGGAGACACAAGGGCGAUGGUGCACACGUGGUGGUGGGUCACACAGAGACAGAGGGUGGUGCUGGUGGGUGGAAAGGUGCAGGGCACGUGGGGACGCUGGCAGAGGAGGGCUCAUCAGAGCUUGUUACCAUUCCCAUUACGGGACGGCUUUUUCUGCCUGGAAUCAAGGACCAGAAAAACGUCUGGAUGGGGAAUGUUUUAGGUGCGGGUGACUACACUACUGUAGAUACCAUACCUAUUGAUACCAUACCUGUAGAUACUACCAUAUCUGCCACUGUUGUUUCAGCUGCUGCCACGGCACAUGGGUCUGCCAGGCUGUCAGCUCCCAGAGAUGCGGUGCGGGGCACUGUGCAGAUGGAGGGCGCGCUGACAUGGACUGACUCAGAUCCAGGUCGUGCCAGGCUGGCAGCUGAAGGGGUGGUGCUGAUUGAGAAGAGGGAGAACGAGGAGGAGAGGGAAGAGGAGCGAGUGUGGGGGGUGUGGCGGGAUGUGGGUGUGUGGAAGGAUGCUCGUGCUGGUGAUGGUGAUGGUGAAGGGGUGCGGGUUGGACUGGGGAAGGGAUUAUCUGAAGAUGGGGGGAUGAGAUCUGGUGAUGCCGAUGUGCAAGUGGGGUCAGAAGGGAUGCGGGCACAUGGGGGAAGUAGCCCGGGGGGAAGGCGAGGCGGGGGAGGGAAGGUGAGGGGGAUGAGAGGGGCCAUGUUUGUGUUUGAGGGGAGUCAGGGAGGCAGGGAGCACAGUACAGAUAGCGCCAAGUCAAGUGGUGUUGAUGCGAACAGGCAGGUGAAGAGAGUUCUUCUUGGAACGAGUGUUGGUGGUGGUAGGCAGGAAGGGGACGAUUUUGAUAGCAGGGAAAGUGAUGGCAGAGGUGGCAGCAGUGCUGCCGCUAUAACUAGUGGUGCGGACAAGGAGCCCAUUAUGUUACAAUUGUCCAGAGGAGCGGCAGAGGCCCGACAGGCAGAUGAGCGACAGGCGUCCGAGGGCGCAGGCGAGGCGAAGGAAGACGGUCGCAUGGAAUUGGCGGGGGAGCGUGGGGGUGAGAAGGCAGGAGAGGGUAUUGUAGCAGUUACAGCUGAUGACGCAACAGUUAACGCUGAUGACGCGGCAUUUAACGCUGAUGACGCAGCAGUUAGAGCUGAUGACACAGCAGUUAAAGCAGACGAUACAGUCGUUAAAGCGACAGAUAAGGCCAUCAAAGUGGAGGAUACGACCCUUAAAGGGGACAGAACGUGCAUUACAGGGGGCAAUUCAGCGACUAAGAUGGACGAUACAGCCAUUAAACCGGCCGAUAAGCCCAUUAAAGCGGACGAUAAAGCCAUUAAAGCGGACGAUGAUGCCAAUAAAGCGGACGGUACAGCCAUUAUAGCGGACGAUACAGCAUUUAAAGCGGACGAUAAAGCCAUUAAAGCCGACUAUAAGGCCAUUAAAGCCGACGAUAAAGCCAUGGCUGCCUCACCUAAGGCUGCAGGCGAAGCGGCUGUUUGUGAGACAGAGAGGGCCGUGGCAGCACGGGGAGCCUCAGAUAGGGCUACUGGUGAAGCUAGUAGCGUCGCCAGGUCUACUGGUGAAGCAAGUAGCGUCGCCGGGACUGCUGGCGAAGCUAGUAGCGUCGCCAGGGCAGCGGACGCAGCUAGUAGCGCCGUCCGGGCUGCAGGCGACGAGGCGAAGGCGACUUGUUUCGCUGACGAGAAUGAGAAGGUGACAGGCGACGAAAGUAAGGUCGCAGCGGACGAGGGGAAGGUCGCAGCAGCAGGCGAAAUGAAGGAUGCAGCAGCAGGCGAAACGAAGGUUGCAGCAGCAGGCGAAAUGAAGGUUGCAGCAGCAGGCGAAACGAAGGUUGCAGCAGCAGGCGAAACGAAGGUUGCAGCAGCAGGCGAAACGAAGGUUGCAGCAGCAGGCGAAACGAAGGUUGCAGCACCAGGCAAAACGAAGGUUGCAGAGAGGACCAGAGAGCAGCAGCAGGAGAGGAGGGAUGAGACGACGGAUGAGAGGAAGGAGGAGAGGCGGGAAGGGGAGCACCCUGAGAAGGAAGGAAGGUUUGAAAAGCAGAGUGAUGUGAAGAGGCACGAGGACGUAGCAGGCAGUGCGAGGCAGGGCGAGGGGGUGAAUGGAGAUGAGAGAAAGGCGUCAGACAGAGGUGAGGAGAAGAGGGCGAGUGAGAGUGGGGGGACGGUGAAGGGUGAGAAUGGGGAAACGAGGACUGGGGAGCAGCGUGCGGGUGAGGCAACGUGUGAUGAGGGAUUGAAGGGAGGUGGAGGGAAGAUUGGGGGAGAGGAGGGUGGAGGAGAGGAGGGUGGGAGAGAGGAGGGUGGGAGAGAGGAGGGCGGCAAGGGGGGGGAGGGCUUCAAGAAGGGGGAAGGCGGCAAGGAGGGGGGGGGCGGCAAUGAGGGGGAGGGCGGCAAGGAGGGGGGGGGCGGCAAUGAGGGGGAGGGCGGCAAGGUGGGGGAGGACCGAGAGCAGCAAGGGGGCAUUCGGGGAGUGGGUGGCACUCUGGCGGGGAUGAGGAUGGCAUUGGGGAAAGCGGCAUUGAGGGGAGCAGCGGUGGGGGAAGCGGGGUUGGCGGGUUUGGAGGAGGGUAGCAGUGGGAGCGAGGGACGAGAGGAGGAGGAGGAGGGGGAUGAAAGAUGUGGGCUUGCAAUGAAGGUCAAACGCACGUGCAGCGAGGAGAGAGGGGAAUUUGACAGGGAAGGGGGUUCGGGGAGGGAGGAAUCGGGGGAGAAAGGGAAGGGGGGAUUGGGGCGGAAGGGGAAGGAGGGAUUGGGGGAGAAUGAGAAGGGAGGGAGGGUGAUGGCAGACACAAGAGAGGGGGAUGAGAUGGUGGAUGCGGGAAAGGAGGGGGGAAGGGAGGAGGGAAGGGAGAGAAAGGAGGAGGGAAUGGAGGAAAGGGAGGAAGGAAAGGAGGAGAAAAGGGAGGUGAGGGACGAGAAAAGGGAGGGGGCAAUGGAGGAGAUAAAGGAGGAGAAAGGGGAGGAACGGGAAGAGAAAGGGGAGGAACGGGAGGAGAAAAACUGGGAGAAAUUGGAGGGAGGGGUGGAGAAAAGGGAGGAGAAAUUGGAGGUAGGAGUGGAGAAAAGGGAGGAGAAAAGAGAGGAGAAACAGGAGGAGAAAAUGGAGGGAGACGUGCGAGGAGAGGAAAAGGUGAAGGCUGGGAGGAUGAGCACUGAGGCGAAGGGAGGGGAUGAGGCGAAGGGAGGGGAUGAGGCGAAGGGAGGGGAUGAGGCGAAGGGAGGGGAUGAGGCGAAGGGAGGGGAUGAGGCGAAGGGAGGGGAUGAGGCGAAGGGAGGGGAUAAGGCGAAGGAAGCGGAUGUGGUUGGUGCAGGCGAGGGGGGACAUGCUGCCGAGGCGAUGGCAAACGCAGGGCAGGUCGAAGCACAGGGGGAUAGGCCAGGAAAGGGCAGGGAGGAAGGAGCAAAGGAGGGGAAGGAAAGUGUAAAGGAGGGCGAGAAAGGUGCAAAGGUGGGUGAGGAGCAGUUGAAUGGGGAGAAGGUGAGUGGGGAGGAGAAGGCGAGUGGGGAGGAGAAGGCGAGUGGGGAGGAGAAGACGAGUGGGGAGGAGAAGGCGAGUGGGGAGGAGAAGACGAGUGGGGAGGAGAAGGCGAGUGGGGAGGAGAAGGCGAGUGGGAAGGAGAAGGCGAGUGGGGAGGAGAAGGCGAGUGGGGAGGAGAAGGCGAAUGGGGAGGAGAAGGCGAGUGGGGAGGAGAAGGCGAGUGGGGAGGAGAAGGCGAGUGGGAAGGAGAAGGCGAGUGGGGAGGAGAAGGCGAGUGGGGGGGAGAAGGCGAGUGGGGAGGAGAAGGCGAGUGGGGAGGAAGAGGCGGAGAAGGAGAAGGGCUGGCAAAAUGAGAGUGAGAGUGUGCGGAAGGAGGACAAGGCGGACAGGGGGAAGGUGAGUGGGACGGAAGGGGGAAAUCUGGGUGGGAACGAAGAAGGAGAGUUGGGUGGGAAGGAAGUGGGGGAAGUGGGAGGGGUGAAGCAAGGUGUGAGGAGUGGUGAGGCGGGCAAAGAUACCACUGGAGAGAAGGUGGAAGCGGUGAGUAGGAGUGGAGAGAAGGUGGAAGCGGUGAGUAGGAGUGGAGAGAAGGCGGAAGCGGUGAGUAGGAGUGGAGAGAAGGCGGAAACUGUGAGCAGGAGUGGAGAGAAGGCGGAAACGGUGAGUAGGAGUGGAGAGAAGGCGGAAGCGGUGAGUAGGAGUGGAGAGAAGGCGGAAGCGGUGAGUAGGAGUGGAGAGAAGGGGGAAGCGGUGAGAAGGAGUGGAGAGAAGGAGGAAGCGGUGAGUAAGAGUGGAGAGAAGGAGGAAGCGGUGAGUAAGAGUGGAGAGAAGGAGGAAGCGGUGAGUAAGAGUGGAGAGAAGGAGGAAGCGGUGAGUAAGAGUGGAGAGAAGGAGGAAGCGGUGAGUAAGAGUGGAGAGAAGGAGGAAGCGGUGAGUCAGAGUGGAGAGAAGGAGGAAGCGGUGAGUCAGAGUGGAGAGAAAGAGGAAGCGGUGAGUAAGAGUGGAGAGAAGGAGGACAACAUCAGCAUGGAGAAUUGUGGUGUUGGUGAUGUGGAGGGGGGAAUGGGGAAGGUGGAGGAGGGGGUGGUGGUGGAGGAGGGGGAGAAGAGGGCGGAGGGCGAGGGUGGUGUGAGAGGUGCGGUGGUGGUGAGGGCUGCUGCUGGGGUGAUUGGUUCAGCCUGGGGAGACGAGGGGGAUGGGGUGAUGGGGAUGGGGGAAGGGGCAAAGGUGGAGGGGAAAGGGGUUAAGAGGGAGGAGGAAGGGGCAAUGGGAGAGGAGGAAGGAAAGAGGAAAAAGGAAAGUGCAAUGGGUGAGGACGAAAGGGCGGAGGGGAAGGAUGAUGGGGCAAACGGGGAGGAGGAAGGGGCAAAAAGGGAGAAGGAAGGGGCAAAGGGGGAGGAAAGGGUGAAAGGGGUAAAGAGAGAGGAGGUAGAGGCAAAAGGGGAGGAGAAAGGGGCAAAGGGGGAGAAGGAAAGGGUGAAAGGGGAGGAGGAAGGGACAAAGCGAGAGGAUAAAAGAGCGAAAGCGGAGGCAGGAGCAAAGAAGGAGGAGGAAGGAGUAACGCGUAAGGAUGAAGGGGCAAAGGCGAAGGGGGAAGCCACGAAAGGGAGGGAUGAAAUGGAAACAGUGUUGAGGGAUGGGACAAAGGGGGAGGAGGCGAAGGGGAAAGAAGGAGAAGAAGGUAUGGCAAUGCUAGGGGGUAAGGGGAGGGGGGGAGCAGGGGAGACCAGAGGUGUGGAGGGAACGGGAAAAGUGGGUGUGGAGGAGACGGUGAGAGGUGUGGAUGGGAUGGGGGAGGUGGAGGAGAAAGCAGAAAUCAAGGUAGAGGAGAGAGUUGUGGGAGCGAAGCGAGAGGUGCUAGAGGCGAUGCUUGGGAUGAUAGGGGUAGAGGCGGCAGGGGUGGAGGCGAGGGGCAGUGCUGAGCUGGCAGCGAGUGGCGAUGGUGCCUGUGCGCUUGCUGGGAUAGUGGGGAAUGGGGCGGAGCAGACGGGUCAAGGUGCAUUGGCGGCAGGCAGAGGGCAGCAGCAGGCGACAGAGCAGAGGGGCCAGGGAGGAGAUUUGGCUGGGUUGGGAGUGGUGACGGGUGGGGGUGUGAAGGGCAGAGUGGGGUUGGAUGCAGAGGUAGGUGGGGAGCAGGGGAAGGAAGGAGAGGGUGGGUUGGGUGCACAGGCGGGAUUUGUUGGCAAAGGAGGGGGAAUGGAUGCGUGUGGUGGAAGGACGUACGUUGUGAAAGCUGGUGAUGGGUUUGGCAAAGAAGGGAGAACAGAAAAGGUUGUGGGGAAUGCAGCGAGCAGUGCAGGUCAGGAGGGUGCAGGGAAGUGGCGAGAGGUGAGCAGGUUCAUGGGUGGCUGGGCAGCGGAAGCGAGGGAAGUGGAGGAGAGUGUGGAGCAGAGAGGUGGAGAGCGAGUGGGUUCUGGAAAGGUGACAGUGGAGGCUGGGGCACGGGGGAAGGAGACGGGGGAGGAGAAAGGGGAAGAGGAGAGAGGAGAGGAGGGGAAGGAGAGUGGGGAAGAGGGGAAGGAGAGAGGGGAAGAGGGGAAGGAGAGAGGGGAGGGGAAAGGGGAAGAGGAGAGAGAAGAGGAGGGGAAGGAGAGUGGGAAAGAGGGGAGGGGGAGAGGGGAGGAGGGGAAGGAGAGUGGGGAAAUGGGAAAGGAGAGAGGGGAUGAGUGGAAGGAGAGAGGGGAAGAGGGGAAGGAGAGUGGGGAAAAGGGAAAGGAGAGUGGGGAGGAGGGGAAGGAGAAAGAAGCGGAGGGGAACGAGGGAGAGGAGGAGAGGAAGGAGACUGGGGGGGAGAAGGAGAGAGGGGAGGAGAAGGAGAGAGGGGGAGGAAAGGAGGGUGCGGGCGAGAAGGAGAGAGGGGAGGAGAAGGAGAGAGGGGAGAAGGAGAGAAAGGAGGAGAAGGAAAGAGGGGGGGAUAAGGAGAGAGGGGGGAUCACGGAGAAAGGGGAAGAGAAGGAGAGGGGGGAGGAGAAAGAGGGAGAAGAGAAGGAGAGAGGGGAGGAGAAGGAGAGGGGGGAGGAGAAAGAGGAAGGAGAAGAGAAGGAGAGAGGGGAGGAGGAGAGAGGGGAGGAGGGGAGAGGGGAGGAGAAGGAGAAAGGGAAGGAGAAGGAGAGAGGGGAGGAGGAGAGAGGGAAGGAGGCGAAUGUGGUAGGGAAGGAGGAAAGGGCGGAAAUUGAAAAGAGGGUAGGAGGAAUGGUUUGGGCAAACCAGGGGGAGGGGAGGGAGGAGGAAAAGAAGGAGGAUGUGGAUGAGAAGGGUGCAAAGGAAGGAGCAAAGGAAGGAGCAAAGGGGAUGGCGUGUGGAGAGGUGCAGCGACGAGGGAGUGAGAGGGAGGAGAUCCAGAAGAGAAAGAGAGAUUGGGAAAAGGAGGGUGAAGGGGGAGAUGAGGUAGAAAAGAAAAGGAAGGAGUGGGAGGGCGCUAAGAAAGAGAAGGAGAAAGCGGAGGAGGAGGUGGGUAGAGGGGAGGUGGAGAAGAGAGGAGCAAAGGUACUGCUGGAAGAGAGUGAGGGUCGUGCCUGCAGUGCUCUGAAGGUGGAUGAGACGAGGCAGGUGGAUGCGGCGGGGGUGGCAGAGCAGAAGCAGUUGAAUGCUGGCUGGAAAGAGCAGGACCGGGGCAACACAGCACAGCAGCAUCUCUUUGCACCUUCCCUCCCUGGUAGCGUCGCUCCAGCCCCCACUGCCUGCCCUCCUCACCAAGCCUCUGUCCCUACGCACACGGACCUGAAUGCCGUGCCGAUAUCAGGUUCGGAAUUAAGCUCGGGUGCAGGCUUGGAUACACGUUCGGGUGGAGGCGUGGAAGGGAAGGACGGAGAGGAUGGUGAGAGAAGUGGGCAGGUGGAGAAUGAGACCGGGGUGGAUGGGGAGAAGAGAGAGGGGGAGACGAGAGGGGUGGAGAAGAGAAUGGAGGAGACGAAGAGAGAGGAGGAGGAGAAGAGGGCGGAGGAAGAAAGGAGAGUGGCAGAGGGGCGGAAAGUGGUGCGGAGGCUGCAGGGGAGGAGAGAGGCAGGGAAGGACUUUUGGGAGAAGAUUGAUGAUGAGGUCGACUCUCUCCUUCUGCCCCACCUCUACCCACACAAGGCCCCUCCCCCUCUGCACUUCCACCCACCCUCUCAGCCUCCUUCCUCCAUGCCUCCUCCCCUCACGCCUCCUCUCAACUCCCUUCCUUCGCUUCCUCAUCCCUCUGCACCCAUCUCCAACCCCGCCCACCCCCGUGCACCCACCAUGCCUCAGUUGCUGCAUGUCCCCUCUCUCGGCAAGGGUGGGCAGAGUGGGGUGCGGUCAGAUGGGCAGAACGAGAAAGAGAAGGCAGGCGGUGGUGAGGCCAGCAACGGUGAUGAUGCUUUGCUGGGGGGGUAUGAAGCGUUUUUUCUGCCCCCGUUUCCCUGGCUGCCGAAGGCUGGUGCUCCUGGUAGACCUGUUCGGGCACGUGACCGAUCCCGGGCAGCGGAAAAGAUUAGUGGCAGCCUAGACAGUGAGAUUGUGCAGAGAGGAGAAUUGGAGGGCAGACUGGGAGGCAUUGAUAAGGAUGGGAAGGGCGGCAGUGGGAGCAUGCAUGGCAUUGGCGAGGAGAGUGUGGAGCGAGAGGUGGAGGAUGGGGAAGGGGGGGAGGGGGAUGGGGAGGAGGAGGAGGAGGAGGAGGAGGAGGAGGGGGAGGAGGAGGGGGAGGGAGAGGGAGAGGAGGAAGAAGAGGAGGGGGAGGCGGGCACGGAGGAAGUUGAGGGAGAGGGAGAGGGUGAUGAAGGUGAGGAGACGGAGGAUGAAGUGGAGGGAAGAGAGGCGGAGGGAGGAGAGGUGGAGGGGGAGGGCGACGGGGGCCACAGAGAAAAGGGGGUUGCGUUGGAAGGCAGUGUGGAGAUGAGAGGCCAAGGCGAGCGUGAAGCUGACGGGAUUAUGACAAAUGGUCUCCUCUCUGUGCCGCCCGCUUUCGCCACCCAUGCAGCAGCACCCAUCCAUGACCCUGGCACCACUGCUCCAGCAGCAGCCGCAGCAGGUGCAGCAGGCACUACACCCGUGUCUGCCCAUGUGCUGCACUCCCCCUUUACUGCCCCUCCCUUUGUUCCUCCCACCGCUGCUGCUGCUGCUGCUGCUGCUGCUGCUGCUGCUGCUGCUGCUGCUGCUGCUGCUGCUGCUGCUGCUGGAAGUGCUACCUCUGAUGCCGCUGCCUCCAUGUCACUACAGCUACCGCCGCCUGAGUUCAAGCCCAGGCGAACCUCCUCCCUCUCCUCCUCCUCCCCCCUCCUCCGCCCGCCUGCCCUCCUCCCUCCCUCCUCUCCCCUCCUCCGGGCUGCCUCUGCAGCAGCUGCAGCCACAGCAAGCAGCAGAGAGGCAGCAGCGGACGAGGGGCUGAGGAUGAAGAUCUCUCUGGUGGGCGCUGGGGAGGGCAAGGGGCUGGUGGGGGGUGAUGAGGGGAGGAGGAGGCCGCAUGGUGGGCUGCUGAUGGGCAGCAGAGGCAGCCUUUUCGGUUCCUCUGCUCUGGGCUCGGUAUCGGUGGGAGCAGUGGGAGGGGUAACAGGAGGGCCGCAUGCAGUGGGCGAGGCAGCAGCAGCAGCAGAGGCAGCAGGAGGAGGGGCAGCAGCAGCAGGAGCGGUGGAGGGCGAGGAGGAGGAGGAUGCAGUGGCUGCUCUGGCUGCCAUGGCUGCCGCUGCUACUGCUGCCCUACCAGGGGAUUGUUACAGUGAUUCGCCUCUUGCUCACACACACGGUGGUGCGACCACCACUCACACACAUGGGGAUGCGACCACCACUCACACACAUGGGGAUGCGAGCCCCACUCACACACAUGGGGAUGCGAGCACCACUCACACACAUGGGGAUGCGAGCACCACUCACACACACGGUGCACGAGACGAGUUCCCUGCCAAGGGGGUGCCCAGAGGAGCAAAGCACAGCACCUCUGCUGCAGAUUCCCCUGCUUCUCCCGCUCGUGCUGCUGCCACUGCAGCUGGCAGCAAGCGAGCAGGCGGCAAGGGCCGUUUGGCCGGGGCGGGGAAGGGGGAGGGCGAAGGGGCAGGGAAGGUGGGUGCUGCGAGUGCAGGAGGGAAAGCAGGUGGGGUUGCUGGAGAAGUAGCUCUAGGGGCAGCAGGGGUUGGGAGAAGUGCUGCAGGGGGCGGUGGUGCAGCAGUAGGCGGUGCUACCACAGGGGUUGGUGCUGCAGCUGGCGGCGCUGUGAAGGUGGGGAAGAAGAAGGGGAAAGGUCCGGGAUUUGUGGUGUCGAAACCGAGUGUGGCGGUGGGAGAAGGGGCAACUGCAGCGACUGCCGCCGCUGCUGCGAGUGGUGUUGGUGCUGCCUCAAGGGAAGAGCGGGCAGGCAUGUUGGGGCACUUGGCUGCUCUGCUGGACCAAGCCACUGUGGGAUCAGCAGAAGGAGGAGGUGGGCGUGCUGGUUGUGGGGGUGGUAGUGCUGCUGCUGCUGUUUCUGGGAGUGGGGUGAAGGUAGGCAAGCUUGCUAGUCAAGUGGAGAAGCGGGAGGGGAAGAAAGGGCUCAAGGAGCGGGGCAGGGAGCACAGCGUGCCAUUGCUAAAAUCAUCAGCAGCAAUGGCAGGGGCUGCUGGGGGUUCUGGGGUUCUCCAGAGAACCAAAGCUCCUCCUGCUACAGCCGCUACCACUUCGACGCCAUCCAGACUCGGUGUGAACACCAGCACCAGCGCCAGGGCCCCCCACACUGCUGCUGCGGAUCACACAGGCAAAAAACGAGCCAAGGCAGGCGGAGCACCAGCAGGGCUGUCUCCCCUCGCCCGCCCCCUCGCCUCACCUCUCUUGCCUCCCCUCGCCUCUCCCCUCGUGCCUCCUAUGGACCACGUGGAAGAGAGUACAGAGGGAGGGCUGGGAGAGGAAAAGAGUGGGGGAGGAGGGGAGGGUGCAAGGGGUGCGGGGAGGGAGGAGGUGGCAGGGGGUGUGAAGAAGGGCCGUGGGCGGCCGAAAGGCUCCAAGAAGAUUGGUGAUUCUGCAGCUGCUGCUGCACUGUUUCUCACAUCAGCAGGAAGCAGUGAAGGCGGAGGAGCAGGAGAGGGAGGAGGGUGGACAGGAGGGGCAGGAGGGACAGGUGGAGCAGGGGUGAGCGGGAAGGAAGAUACGGCUGCUCUGAUGCUCUUCUCCCUCGCCCAGCUGGCUGAUGACGCUGCCGAGGAGGGCGAAAGGGGGGAGGGAGUGGAGGAGGUGGAGGGGGUGGGAGGGGCUCAAGGAGGCGGAAAUGAGGCUAGUGGAGCAGAGGCAAGCAGUGAAGACGCUUGUAACGAGGAUGGAGAUGAGAUUUCUGCUGAAGCAGCAGGAGAGGGAGGCGGAGGAGGAAGUGGUUUGGGGAAUGCGAAUAAGAGAAAGCUAUACAGGGACGGAGGCAAGGGAAGAAAUAUGGAUGCAGGGAGAUUGCAAGAAAGGACGAUCGGUAGUGGAUUUGGUGAGGGGAAAGAGGACAAGAACGAAGAGGAAGAGGAGGUGAAAGAGGAGGAAGAGGAAAUAGAGGAGGAGGAAGAGGUGGAGGAGAGGGUGGUGGUGGCACCACGCAAACGCAGGCGCACCGCCACAGCCACUGAGGUGGCGGUGCUGCCAGGCGUGCGAAGAGAUGCCGUGCCCACUCUUCCUCGAAUUCGGAGGGAAGAGGAGAAGAACACAAAGCAGAAGGACCCAUCGUCCUCAUCCCUACCAGCAUCGCCAGCUCGCAGUGGAAGCUUCGAGGAUGCCAGUGGGGGAGGCGGUGCCGCCCUCUCCUCCUUCCCACUCCCUCUCCCCGCCACUCACAACUCAGAUCUUAUGCUUCUCUCCCCUGCUGCUGCUGCUGCUGCUGCUGCCAGCGGUCGUAAAAGGGUGGGUGCAGCAGCUAGGAGGGGGUAUGGCGAGCAGGGGGAGGAAGCAGGGGAGGAGGGGGGGCAGGGGGGAGCGGAGGAGGCUGAGGAUGAGGAGGAGGAGGACAAGCCGAGGAGGAGGCGAAGGCAGAAGCUGCACCUGCUGCCUGAGACACCCAUGGGCAAGGGAGCUGGGAGGAAGAAGGCACGCACUGGCAGGGGAGGGGCGGACGGGGGAAGAGGUCAGUAG
This is a messenger RNA of Closterium sp. Naga37s-1, 14886 nucleotides long. The record is from the annotation of a GenBank genome assembly. Lineage: Eukaryota; Viridiplantae; Streptophyta; Zygnematophyceae; Desmidiales; Closteriaceae.